AUGACUUCUUGCUACAGUUCGUUCUACGUCGAGGUCGACUACAAUAGCGCCGUGGAUGGCUGCUACGAGGACACCACCACGAGCGUCAACGACUUGGACGGCUACUUCCUGGACGGCGUGGAGGCUGGAGGAUCAUCGAUAGUAUAUGCCUCCUCAUCUUUUCGGGAUGAUCAUUUUGUCUGGGUGGUCGCCAACGUGUACGACAUAGACGUUGAAGAAGGCAUUUUUGAUGUAAGCAUAACAUGUAAAGAUGCCUACGAGGACGACGCGACUACGUUGCACCCGGUGGAGGUGAUCCAGUGGAACUGCUACAGCACGGCAGAUGAGGACUACACCAGAUUGGACGAGAUAGAAAUCACCUGCAGCUGCGGCACCGUCGCGGGCUACACUCCAUCUCCUGUGUACUCUCCGAUCGCCACGCCCGAGCCAACCCCUGCUCCUGUGUCUCCUCCGAUCGCCACGCCCGAGCCUACCCCUGCUCUCGUCGAGCCUACCCCCCUUACCCCCGCUCCCAUCACCCCAACCCCAGCUCCUGUGUCCCCUCCGAUCGCUACGCCCGAGCCUACGUCCCCUCCGACCACCACGCCUUCUCCUACACCUGGUGACCAAGCCAACGCGCUCACUGCCGCUCCAUUCGUCCUCUACGCACCGGACCCUGUCCCCUCUCCGACUGCCACGCCUUUUCCUACCCCUGCUCUCACCGAGUCUACUUCCCCCUUCACCCCACCACCACUCCCUGAUAUCACCACUACUCCGGCCACGGUGGCUUCAUCUGGUGGCGGAGAUCCGUCGACAAUGAGUGUUGUAGCCGUUGCAGUGGGUGGCGGGCUGGUCGUAGGGGCGAUCGCGACCUUAAUCCUGCUGUUCAAGACCGGCCGACUAAAGCAUUGCAGGAAUGGCAGCUCACACGGCACGUCACGGGGGGUGGGCCCAAUACCUGCUGCUGCCGGACCUUCUGCCAUGGAGAGUGCCAGGCGGGGCAUGCAGAUUCCGGCCGCAAUCCAGUACCCCGAGGCUCUGCGCGCAUAGCCCCGACGAAUCCGCGAUCGUGUUAUCCCUCAGCAAUCGUGUUAUCCCUCAAUACCUCCGCUCGUGCUUCGGUUUCCUUUCAACCGAAUAUAGGGUAUGAUGGUUAGGGUGUUGUGGCCGGUGCGGUGGCGGCCGGGUUGGUCGUCGUAGAGGCGAUCGCGACGACAAUGUUUCUGCUGUUCAAAACUAGUCGGCGACAGACUGGCUACCAGCUGUGGCCAGGAGGACCACUCAGCUUCCAGCCAUGGACAGUACGCUGAGGCGCUGGGUACGUAGCACACCCGACGCCUACCCCAGCUGAUAGGUUACCCAAGGUGGCAGAACCUUGUAGGGUGUUGUCUUCUUGCAGCAGUGGACGUUCACCCACCUAGGUACAGUAGUUGAGGGGAAGGGGUUCAGGCAUUGCGUCGGUUUGUAGUCAUGCCACGGCGGCAAGCAAUACCACAACGACGGUGAUUCUAUCCGCUAUUGAGAACUGUCGAGAUGUGUCGUGACGAUCGUCUCGAGUGUCAAGCACAUCGCGAUGUAGGAAUUUACGUCUCUUUUGCCUUUCUUUUGCAUCCAAGGCGAUAUACAAGGUUGCAAAUGUCCCUUUGAGUAUGGAUACGUACACGCCACUUUUUGGUCGUGCCAAACCCAGCCUUUGCUGGCGAGGGUCAUUUCGUGUUGACGUUGCUCUUGGUUGAAACAUGUAUCGUCAAGUCAUUCGCAGACCUAGCGCUCGCUUUAGACUCGAGGUUAUCGUAAGGUUCGGUCUUGUUCGGGUCAUCGGAAAACACUUUUUGCACAUGUAUGAGUCGCUAUAUCGUUAUGUCGGCAGCUCAGUUUCUUGCCCGUGGACAAACCGGUACAUGCAUGUUCGGGUUCGGAACGUACACUAGUCCGUGGGGUUCUUGCUGGGUUUCAGGAGGACGGCUCGCCAAAAUGUCGUUUCACUCCAACUGAUGACUCCCUCUCUUUCACUCUC
Messenger RNA from Ectocarpus siliculosus, 1996 nucleotides. NCBI's taxonomy places the organism in Eukaryota, Phaeophyceae, Ectocarpales, Ectocarpaceae. The record is from the annotation of a GenBank genome assembly.